Wasmannia auropunctata (little fire ant) is the source of this 3002-nucleotide messenger RNA. It is a transcript of the gene su(f), whose product is annotated as protein suppressor of forked. The coding region runs from base 170 to 2314 and encodes 714 amino acids. Gene Ontology annotation, molecular function: protein binding; mRNA binding. Gene Ontology annotation, cellular component: nucleus. The record is from RefSeq and is a predicted model, not a curated record. Gene Ontology annotation, biological process: mRNA 3'-end processing. NCBI's taxonomy places the organism in Eukaryota, Metazoa, Arthropoda, Insecta, Hymenoptera, Formicidae. The transcript is spliced from 13 exons.
GCGUAGUGGCGUACUUCAUUCUCCAUCAUUCUCCAUUCAGGAUCUCGGUGCUUGUUUCCCUCGUCCUCGUAGCGUACGGUCAGGUCAGGAACGUGAUUCCUCGUCUCUUUCGCGGGUGGAUUCCACGAAAUCUACACGUCUUGCGCGCCAGCCACGGCUCGACAAUAAAAUGACGGAAAACAAAACGGAAUUCGACUGGGGAAAUGAGAAGUUACAACGCGCUCAGAAGACUGUCGAUGAAUCGCUAUAUGACUUGGAAGCAUGGAGCAUACUUAUAAGGGAAGCACAGAACAGACCGAUCACAGAAGUGAGGCCAGUGUUUGAAAAACUUGUUUCAGUAUUCCCAUCGGCUGGACGUUAUUGGAAAAUUUACAUAGAACAAGAGAUGAAAAUGCGGAACUUUGAGAAGGUAGAAAAGCUUUUCCAAAGGUGCCUCAUGAAAAUAUUAAAUAUUGAAUUGUGGAAACUAUAUCUUUCUUAUGUCAAAGAAACGAAAGCGAGUCUAACUACGUAUAAAGAGAAAAUGGCACAAGCAUACGACUUUGCAUUGGAUAAAAUUGGCAUGGAUAUACAUUCCUAUAGCAUUUGGAACGAUUACGUCAUGUUUUUGAAAAGCGUCGAAGCGGUCGGAUCAUAUGCGGAAAAUCAGAAAAUCAGUGCUGUACGAAAGGUUUAUCAACGAGGCGUUAUUAAUCCCAUGAUAAACAUGGAACAAUUGUGGAAGGAUUACAUGGCGUUUGAGCAGAACAUUAAUCCAAUAAUCGCGGAGAAAAUGGCCAUCGAAAGGUCUCGGGAUUAUAUGAACGCAAGGCGCGUCGCUAAAGAAUUGGAAGCUGUUACGAGAGGUUUGAAUCGGAGUGCACCCAGCGUACCUCCAACUGGUCAUCCCGAAGAAGUUAAACAGGUCGAAUUAUGGAAGAAAUAUAUCGCGUGGGAACGCAGUAAUCCUCUAAGAACAGAAGACACAUCGCUGGUCGCUCGGAGAGUCAUGUUCGCAAUCGAACAGUGUCUUUUAUGUUUGGGCCACCAUCCUGCGGUAUGGCACCAAGCGGCGCAUUUCUUAGAGCUGAGCUCUAAAAUACUGACGGAGAAAGGUGACGUGAAUGCGGCCAAGAAUCUCAGCGAUGAGGCUGCUACCAUGUUCGAGAGAGCGACAAACACGCUGCUGUCGAAGAAUAUGCUGUUGUACUUUGCGCACGCGGACUUCGAAGAGGGUAGAGUGAAAUACGAGAAAGUGCAUCAAAUAUAUCAAAAAUUUCUCGAUAUAUCGGACAUAGAUCCUACCUUGGCAUAUGUGCAAUAUAUGAAAUUUGCGAGAAGAGCCGAGGGUAUAAAGUCUGCGAGGACAGUGUUCAAACGAGCACGAGAGGAUAUAAGAUGUAAACAUCACGUAUACGUCGCCGCUGCGUUAAUGGAAUACUAUUGCACUAAAGAUAAAACCAUAGCAUUCCGUAUAUUUGAAUUAGGGUUAAAGAAAUUUGGAGAUAAUCCCGAUUACAUUCUCUGUUAUAUAGAUUACCUGUCACAUUUAAACGAGGAUAACAAUACACGAGUCCUAUUUGAGAGAGUAUUAUCUUCCGGUUCUAGUUUAGAACCAGAAAAAUCAGUAGAUAUAUGGAAUCGUUUCUUGGAAUUCGAAUCUAAUAUUGGCGAUCUAGCUAGUAUCGUCAAAGUCGAGAAAAGACGAAGUGCAGUACUGGAAAAGAUUAAGGAAUUCGAAGGAAAAGAGACUGCCCAGUUAGUAGACAGAUACAAAUUUUUGGAUUUAUAUCCAUGUACUCCCAUGGAGUUGAAAUCAAUUGGAUAUAUGGAUGUCUCCAGCGUUGCUAGAAACUCCAUUGGCGUUAUACCUCGCGUACCUGAUCCAGAAGAGGCGAUUGCCGCUUUACCCAGACCCGAUCUGUCGCAAAUGAUACCAUACAAGCCAAAAGUGAAUCCCUUGCCUGGUGAACAUCCAGUAUCAGGUGGUUCGUUUCCGUUACCACCGGCCGCGGCUCAAUUGUGCACCAUGUUGCCGCCACCUGGUUGCUUCAGAGGCCCGUUCGUUGCCGUUGACUUAUUGAUGGAUGUUUUCAGUAGAAUUCAAUUACCCGAUCAUGCUCCGUUGCCAGUGGCGGAUAAUGGAUGUGACACCAAACUGUUCGAUCUCGCGAAAUCUGUGCAUUGGAUCGUCGACGAAAGUAACGACGGCAUGAGCAUCGGAUCGAAACGUCGACGGACGCGUUUAGGUGGCGACGACAGCGAGGAAGAAGAUUUACCGCCUCCACCUGUAAACGAUAUUUACCGCCAAAGACAACAGAAGCGAGUUAAAUGAAUGAGAGAAACGAAUGGCAUAUAAAUAGAAACGUGUGAAACACAUGAAUGACCAUGUUACGAUACACAUGGUGAUUCAUAACGCCCCGAAUGUAUUUUUAUGAGUUUAUUUCUUACCAUCACUCGUUAGUGGAGAAAACAGAUCUAUCAUUAUCGCGUGAAAAACAUAAUAAUUACAUUUAUAAAGUUAUUAAAUUCCUCAUGUGACAUCGUGCACGAUAAUUUGAGUACUAUGUACUCUAUAUUUGCGUCCUUUGCGUUCUAUCUCCCCCUUCAUAUGUGUACUAUUGUUUAUACGUGGCUAAAUAUAUUAUUUUUUAAAUAGACCGGUGUAUAUGGAUUUAUGUACAUUAUACAUAUAAAAGGAAGGAAAAACGGAUACUGCCCACAAUUUAUACAUAGGCAAAUUUCUGUGAUUUGUGUGUGAGAUCAAUCAAGACUAUCUCAAUUCUGUCAGAUCGAAAUCGGUAUUGGUGGAAAGCUAUGAGAUUAUAACUAAAACUAUCAUUGUACAAAACGAUGGACGCAAUUUCCAUAUAGAUUUUGUUGCAAGUAUUAUCAAGAGAUCGCAUUUAAUCUUUUCUACUUCGUGGAGAAACUUCUAUGCCAUUAUUCAUUUGAGAUGUAUGUAACUCGUCGUACAGGACCAAUAAAUGAUUAAUGUGAUACUACAUUAUCUCAUUAUAAUA